AUGAACGACCUAUUUCUUGAGCUUGACAAGGUUCUGGAGAUCAUAGACGAGGAGCACAAACAGGAGAGCCAGCGACUGUUUGACGCGGCCUUCGGGUCUGAUGAAGAGGACGCAGACGUUCACGAAGACCUGGACGAGCGUGACAACAAGGAGCUUGCUGAGAAUUCCACAGCUUUCUGCUGGCAGGAAUAA
This is a messenger RNA of Ascochyta rabiei, 192 nucleotides long. RefSeq lists its product as uncharacterized. NCBI's taxonomy places the organism in Eukaryota, Fungi, Ascomycota, Dothideomycetes, Pleosporales, Didymellaceae. The transcript has a single exon. The record is from RefSeq and is a predicted model, not a curated record. Bases 1 to 192 code for a protein of 63 amino acids.